Corylus avellana is the source of this 5549-nucleotide messenger RNA. RefSeq names its product auxin-like 1 protein (gene AUL1). Gene Ontology annotation, cellular component: cytoplasm; vesicle; intracellular membrane-bounded organelle. The record is from RefSeq and is a predicted model, not a curated record. NCBI's taxonomy places the organism in Eukaryota, Viridiplantae, Streptophyta, Magnoliopsida, Fagales, Betulaceae. Gene Ontology annotation, biological process: clathrin coat disassembly; clathrin-dependent endocytosis. Gene Ontology annotation, molecular function: clathrin binding.
UCCUUCCAAAGGUCCACGAUAAAUCGCCGAUUCAGCGAGGAGUACCGUACGCGCUUGACAGUUAGACCGCAUUCUACCUCACUUUCUCGGAAAAUUCUCUCUUUCUCACACUUAUUUUCUCGCUUUUCUUUCUUCUUCUCUGUGUCGGGCUCUGCAGAGCAAGAAGAACAAAGAGAAGAAGAAGAAGAAGAAGAGGAACAAACUGCGUAGAGCUUUAGGUAGAAGCGGAUAAUGGAGUACCAAGUUUCCUCUGCUACUCUCUCCAAGAAACUCUCCAACGGCCAUAGCUUGAGGUCAAAAUCAGUGUACGACGGCGUUUUAUCUGCUCCGUCGUCGAAGUUGAGGGCUCCGAGCUUUUCGUCUCGGGUUCAAGACUACGGCGAGAUAUUCGGUGGCCCCGAAGCUUCGCGAGCCUCUACGAUUCCUUUUCUCGACGUUCCGGCGUUGAAUGGACGAAGCAUUUCGGUCGACGUUCGGAGCUCCAAGCUCGAUUACUCAACGGUUUUCGGUGGCUUUGGAGGAUUAGAUUUUGCGGUAUCUUACGAGGAACUCGUCUCUGAGCCAAAGAAAAGGAAAGGUUUUUCGGAGAAAGCGCGUAGGGGUCCAGGCGAAAGAGCAACCCCUUUGGAAGGAGCAGAUCCUUCUGAUUGUCAAGAAAAGAAUCAGAUGUGUUCAAAUGAAGCAACUUAUGAGUCAUUUGAUGGUGCGAAGAAGUUCAGCAUGUCAUACAAUAAAAUCAAUCAAGGAGGUAAAAAUGGAACCAAUGGGACAACCCACAUAGCUCAGCUUCAUGCUGUUCCUGGUUAUACGCGUUUAAUUGAUGAAAUCACUCCAUCGCACAUGACCGGCAGCAAUAAACCAGUAUCUUCUGCAGUAAAUGAUGCUUAUCUUACCAAAAAGUCCAGUGAAGGGGUAACUGAAGGCGUGCGCUCCACAAAAGCUGUGAAAGAUCUUUCUGCUGGUGGUGCUAGCAAAAAGAAGUCUAAAGGUGGUGUUGCACUUCAAAAUAAAUCUGAUUACUGUGGGUCCGAUUCAAUUGAUAUGUUAUUUGGUGCAUAUGAAUAUGGCCAUGGACAUUCUAAGAAAGUCUCGCCAUCUUCAAGCCCACUGCCCAACUCAUGUAAUACCAAGGGUGAUUCUGAGAGUUCAAUGGCCUCUAAGUUUGGUGUUUCUGGAAUUGAUAAUGAAGGUGCUGGAUGUGCUUCUUCACCACCAUACUUUGAUGAGGAAGUAGAUGCAAAUUCAUUUGCUGCUGCCUCUGUGGCUGCUUUGAAAAAGGCAAUAGAGGAGGCUCAAGCAAGUAUGAAAAUUGUAAAAGAAUCAAUGGCCAGAAAGAAGGAAGGCCUUCAAAAUUGUGGGAAGUUGAGCUCUAAUCAUGGCCUGAAAGAUAAACAGAGAAAGGAGGGUAAAGUAACAGACAAGGUAAACAGAUCCAAAGCGAAAAAUAAUUCGGAGAUAUAUGAAAAAGAGGAUGCUCCACUGCAAGUUUCUGCUGGUACAAGAGAGCAGAAUGGGAUGAGAGCAGGCCACCCAACUCCAGACUUCAGAGUCGGGGAGAAAACUUUUGGCAAUAAAGCUGCUUUACGAGAAGCUUGUGAGAGGGAAUUGAAAUCAACUCAAGCAGAUCAUAGGCAGGAAGCAGCAAAAGUGUGGGAUGCAGGGAACAAAGCAAACAGAUCCAAAGGGAAGAAGGAUUUAGAGAUAUGUGAAAGUGAGGAUGAUCCAGUGCAAGUUUCUGCUGGUACGAGAGAGCAGAGUGGGAUGAGAGCAGGCCACCUAACUCCAGACUUUGAAGUCAGGGAGAAAUCUUUUGGCACUCAAGCAGCUUUAGGAGAAACUUGUGAGAGGGUAUUGAGAUCAACUCAAGCAGAUCAUAUGCAGGAAGCGGCAAAAGUGAGGGAUGCAGUGGACAAGGCAAACAGAUCCAACGAGAAGAAGGAUUUAGAGAUAUGUGAAAGAGAGGAUGAUCCUAUGCAAGUUUCCGCUGGUACGAGAGAGCAGAAUGGGAUGACAGCAGGCCACCUAACUCCAGACUUUGGAGUCAGGGAGAAACCUUUUGGCACUAAAGCUGCUUUAGGAGAAACUUGUGAGAGUGUAUUGAGAUCAACUCAAGCAGAUCAUAAGCAGGAAGCAGGAAAAGUACGGGAUGUAGUGGAACAAAUCUUUGGACUUGUCAAGAGAGGUAUACAAAAAGUAAGAAUGUCAGAGUUUGAGCAGGCAGACAAUAUAAAGAAAGAAGGCUUUGAGAAUACAGAAGAAUUUAGGGAGAGAACAAAUACAAUUAAAGAGGCUCAUAAGCAGGAUGACAUCAAGAGGAAAAUAAAUGCAGUUAAAGGGGCAGUUGAAAGUGAAGAACAUGAAGGCGAAUUAAAAUCAGCUCAACAGGUUCAUGAUCAGGAAGAAAAUGAGAAGAGAUUAAGAGUUGCUCGAGAGCAGGAAGACUCUGAGAAGAAAGUUAAAGCAAUCCAUGAACAGGAAAUAUAUGAAGAGAAACUAACAGAUUUUCAGGACCCAAUAAAUUAUGAGGGAAACAUUGAGACCCAAGGGUUUGAGGAAAAUGAAGACAUGAAGGGGCAGAUGGAGGCUCAGGAAUGGGUAGAAAAUGAGAAGAAAGUAAAAGAGACUUGUGAGGAGGAAGAACAAGAGGAUGCGCACUAUGGGGAAGAAACCGAAAAGAGGUUAGACAAAGUUCAUGAGCAUCCAAGAAUUGAGAUGAGAUUUAAUGACUUCCAUGAUGAGGAAGAAAAUGGGAAGAGUCUUAAAGAGAAUGGUGAGUUGGAGGGAAAUGAGAAGCCUCAAGAGGCUGGAGAAAAUGAGACGUUACUUAAAGGGUCUGCUUAUCAGAGUGAAGAAAAAGAUAAGAGACAAAAGGAGACUUACGAAUCGAUAGAAACUGAGAGAACACAAAUAGAGAUUGAUCAGAGUGCAGAAGAUGAGAAGAAAUUUGAAGUGGUCCAAGAAGCUCUUAAUUACAAGAACAAUCUUGAGAUAGCUGAUGAUCAAUGUAAGCAGGACGAAAGUGAGAACCCAAACAAAAAUCAAGAAGCCAGUAGACAUAUAGAAAAUGAUGAAGAUGUGGAAUUAAUUUUAGAGGUAGCUGCACAUGAAAAGAAUGGCAGUACAAUUGAAGUAAAUCAGGAUUCCAUUAAACAGGAGGAGAGUGGAAAAGAGUUGCAACCAGUUAAAGAUGAAAAGACGGUGAAAGUGGCUGAAGAAGCUCUUUAUCAUGAGAACAAUCUUAAUGCUGCUGAUGACAUAUGUAAGCAGGACAUAAGGGAGAACCUAAGUGAAAAUCAGGAAGCCUGUAUACAUAUAGAAAAUGAUGAAUAUGUGGAAUUUAUUUUUGAGGUAGCUGCCCAUGAAGAGAAUGGGAGCAUAAUUGAAGUAAAGAAUGGGAGUACAAUUGAGCUAAAUAAAGCUCCUAUUGAACAGGAGGAGAAUGGAAUAAUAGAGUUGGAAACAGUUAAAGAUGAAAAGACGGUGAAAGUGGUCGAAGAAGCUCUUUAUAAUGAAAACAAUAUUGAGACCAUUGAUGAUGGAUGUAAGCAGGAUGAAAGUGAGAACCUAAGUGAAAGUCAGGAAUCCAGUAGACAUGUAGAAAACGAUAAAUAUGCAGAAGCAACUCUAGAGGUAUCUUCCCAUGAAGAGAACAGGAGUACAAUGAAAGUAAAUACAGCUUCCUUUGAACACAAAGAGAAUGGGCACGAAUCAGAAGCAGUUAAAAAGGCAAACGACAUGGAAGAUAAGGAAAUACUUGAAACAGUUGGUUUUCCUCAAGAUACCUUUAGACUCACUGAGAUGAAGUGUCAAAUGGCAGAUACAAUAGAGACUACUGCUUUUGACUUGGAUGGGGUAGAUUCCGUUGAAAGUGAAAUGAGCUUUGGGCAAAAGCAAAAUGAACAACAUGCAGAAGAACACAAAGAAGUGUGCAAUCUAGGAAGGAACAUUGAAGAAUUGGAUUCUGAACUGGGUAAAAUCUAUGAGAACAUCAAGGAAGUUGAAGUUGCUGCAGAUCAGGAAGAAGACCAGAAGGACUCCAUGUCCUUUCACGAGGAGAGAUGGGUUGAUGGUGGAAACAAGGUGAAAGCAGCUCAGCUUCCUAGCAUGUUUGAAGGGGAAGGUGAAAGUGUGGAAACAGCCGAGGAGAUCAAAAUAACCCGGACUACAGAAAACUAUGAGCAGAAUCAUCAAUCAAACAUGACAAUGGAAGAGAAGGAAAGCAAUGAUACUCUGCAAAAGGAAGUGGAGUUGGAAAAGCAACAGUAUAAAAAAAUAGAUGAAGUGAAAAAGAGGGAAAGGGAAAGAGAAAGAGAGAAGAUGGUUGUUGAAAGAGCCAUCCGUGAAGCUCGUGAAAGAGCAUUUGCUGAAGCCCGAGAAAGAGCAGAAAGGGCUGCUGCUGAGAGAGCCUCUGUUGAAGCUCGUCGAAGGGUAAUGGCAGAGGCUCGAGAAAAGUUGGGGAAGACUUCUGCAGAGGCUAAUGAAAAGUCGCCAGCUGAGAAGUCUGCUAUGGAAGCCAAACUUAAAGCUGAACGUGCCGCUGUAGAGAGAGCAACAGCGGAGGCUCGAGAGCGUGCUCUUGAAAGGGCAAUUUCCGAGAAAUUUUCUGGUGCUUCCAGAGAUGAUGGAAGGAGGCAGAGCUUUUCAACCCAUGAUCCACAGCAAAAAGGCUCAUGUCCUCCCAGCAAUUCAACUUACCCCAAUUCUUCAAGUUCCGGUGGUAUGUCAUGUGCUCCCCACUCUACUGAGAAAUUUGAUGGAGCUAAUGGCGAAUCGGCUGAGAGGAGUAAAGCUGGGUCUGAGAGGCAUCAAAGAAUAGUAGAGCGUGCGGCUAAAGCUCUUGCAGAGAAGAAUAUGCGUGAUUUUCUUGCACAGAAGGAGCAAGCAGAUAGAAAUAGAUUGGCAGAAGCACUUGAUGCUGAUGUUAAAAGGUGGUCAAGUGGGAAGGAAGGGAACUUGAGGGCACUGCUUUCGACGCUACAAUAUAUCCUUGGGCCUGAUAGUGGUUGGCAGCCAGUUCCUCUAACAGAUAUUAUUACGACCAGUGCUGUAAAGAAAGCUUACCGCAAAGCUACUCUUUUUGUUCAUCCUGACAAGUUGCAACAGCGGGGUGCAAGCAUUCAGCAAAAGUACACGUGUGAAAAGGUUUUUGAUCUUCUAAAGGAGGCUUGGAACAGGUUCAAUGCUGAAGAACGGUAAAUAAUUUUUUUUUCUUAUUUGUCUCAUAACCAAGCAAUACAAUUAAAAAACCAAUUGUAGGCAGUUUUUCUCAUUUGAACAAAUUCUGGCCACAAAGAUGUAACUCCAUGAAAUGGCAUCAAUUGAGAAGUCCUUUUGAGGAAAAACUAGUAUCAUUCGUUUCUUCUUCUUUUUCCCGAGGAUGGAGGCCUCAGGAACGUAGUCACCCCAAAUUGAAGGAGUCAGUUCAGCCCCAAUCUAUGGCUCCCCAAGUAUCAUCCUUCUGGCACCAAAAACUAUCAAAUUUGAAAAUGUGACACUUAUUCUCCUCCAAUUACCACUCUCUCAUAAAUAAUACCCUCCGUUAGCAGUUG